ACGAGCAAGGGAGUGAGAUAGAGAAAGGGAGAGAGAGAGAUAAUGCCUUCUGAAUGCAUGAUGAAUUUAGUCAUCAGGCUUAGGCUGACUGGGGGCCGAUCGUAGCUGUGCAGUGCGCAGAGCGAGCGAGCGAACAAGCGUGCGUGUGAGUGAGUGUGUGCGAGACCUUGCUCACAGGCACUCCAUCAUCAGCUAUACCCUGCAGCCUCUCUCACUCUCCUUAUCCUCCUCCUGAAGAGAGAGAGAGAAAGAGAGAAUCACGCAACACGCCAGAAAGAAGAAGUGGAGAAGAUUAAAAAAACUCUCUCCUCUCUGCACUGCUCUUUUGCUGAGCGUGAGAGGGAAGGGAAGAGGGAGAGAGAGGGAGGCAGUGAGCUACAGAAAUAAAACAGUGCUUCUUGUCAUCCGUGCUGCUUUCUCUGCUGUGGCUCCAGCCCAGAGAGCUCUGAUUGUCAGUGCUAGAGCAGUAGCAGUCUCUCUCUCUGCAGACUGCAGCCUGAGGAAGAGAGGAUGCUUAACAACAUGACAGACACCGAGGAGGGAGAGGGGGGACCCAACAACCAGGGCGAUGGGAACCCCAAGGAGAGCAGUCCCUUCAUCAACAGCAGCAGUGCCAGCGACGUGGAGAAGAGCCAGCAGUACGAUGGCAAGAACAUGGCCCUGUUUGAGGAGGAGAUGGACAACAGUCCUAUGGUGUCGUCCAUACUUAGCAGUCUGGCAAACUAUUCCAACCUGCCUCAGGGCAGCAAAGAGCACGAGGAGGCCGAGAAUGAGGAGGGGGCGGCACCAUCCAAAAAAAAACCUGCUGUCAAGGCACCAUCGCUGGGCACUCUGAUGGGGGUGUACCUACCCUGCAUCCAGAAUAUCUUUGGUGUGAUCCUGUUCCUGCGGAUGACCUGGAUGGUGGGCAUCGGAGGGGUCUUUGGCUCCUUCAUCAUAGUCUUCAUGUGCUGCUCCACGACCAUGCUGACAGCGAUCUCCAUGAGUGCCAUCGCAACGAAUGGAGUGGUGCCAGCCGGAGGCUCCUACUACAUGAUCUCCCGUUCCCUGGGGCCUGAGUUUGGCGGAGCUGUCGGAAUCUGCUUCUAUUUGGGGACUACUUUUGCCGGUGCCAUGUACAUCCUUGGUGCCAUCGAACUUCUGCUGAUUUACAUCCUUCCCCAGGCGGCCAUUUUUAAGAUGGAGGGGCUGGAAGGGGCUGAUAUGGAGGCAGCGAUGCUGAACAACAUGCGCGUGUAUGGCACCAUUGUGCUCAGUUUCAUGGCCACGGUGGUGUUUGUGGGGGUCAAAUAUGUCAACAAGCUGGCUCUGGUCUUCCUGGCAUGCGUUAUUCUGUCCAUCCUGGCUGUUUACGCUGGGGUCAUCAAGACGGCCUUUGAACCCCCUGUUUUCCCCGUGUGUAUCCUGGGGAACCGCACUCUGAUCUCCAAGGGAUUUGACGUGUGUGCCAAGGUCAUUGAGAGGGACAAUGGCACGGUCACCACCAAGUUGUGGAAGAUUUUCUGCGACUCGGAGUUCCUCAACGCUACCUGUGAUGAGUACUUUGCCAACAACAAUGUUUCUGAGAUCCAGGGCAUCCCAGGGGUCAGCAGUGGUAUACUGGCUGAGAACCUGUUUGGUUACUACCUGGAGAAGGGAGACUUCUUGGAGAAGCGGGGAAUCUCAGCCAUGCAGGACCCUGACGCUCCCAUCACCAACUCCAACCGUUACGUCCUGGCUGACAUCACCAGCUUCUUCACCCUGCUGGUGGGGAUCUAUUUCCCUUCUGUCACAGGCAUCAUGGCUGGCUCUAACCGCUCUGGAGACCUGCGCGAUGCCCAGAAGUCCAUCCCCAUAGGCACCAUAGCAGCCAUUACCACUACUUCUAUAGUGUACAUGUCUGCCGUGGUCCUGUUUGGGGCCUGCAUUGAAGGGGUGGUCCUGAGGGACAAGUUUGGUGAGGGGGUGAAUGGUAACCUUGUAAUUGGUACCCUGGCGUGGCCUUCACCAUGGGUGAUCGUGAUUGGCUCCUUCUUCUCCACCUGUGGGGCAGGGCUUCAGAGUUUGACUGGAGCGCCACGCCUCCUGCAGGCCAUCUCCCGCGAUAGCGUAAUCCCUUUUCUUAAAGUGUUUGGGCAUGGCAAGGCCAACGGAGAGCCUACCUGGGCUCUACUCCUCACAGCCAGUAUCUGUGAGAUCGGCAUCAUCAUCGCCUCUCUGGACGCUGUUGCCCCCAUCCUCUCCAUGUUCUUCUUGAUGUGCUACAUGUUUGUUAACCUGGCCUGUGCCCUGCAAACUCUGCUGAGAACCCCCAACUGGAGGCCUCGCUUCAAGUUCUACCACUGGGCUCUCUCCUUCCUGGGCAUGAGCUUGUGUCUGUCGCUCAUGUUUAUCUGUUCCUGGUACUACGCCAUUGUUGCCAUGGUGAUUGCUACCUGCAUCUACAAAUACAUUGAGUUCGCUGGGGCAGAGAAGGAGUGGGGAGAUGGUAUACGUGGCAUCUCACUCAGCGCUGCUCGCUUCGCCCUCAUGAGGCUGGAGGAGGGACCGCCUCACACCAAGAACUGGAGGCCUCAGAUUAUGGUUCUGGUGAGCAUGGAUUCAGAACAGAAUGUGGAGCAGCCCCGUCUGCUGUCCCUGACCAAUCAGCUGAAAGCAGGAAAAGGUCUUACCAUCGUGGGUACCUCAGUGGUGGGCACCUUCCUCAACAACCAUGCAGAGGCCCAGAAGGCAGACCAGUCUUUGAGGAAGCUGAUGGAGACAGAGAAGGUGAAGGGUUUCUCCCAGGUGGUGAUCUCCUCCAACCUGAGGGAUGGAACCUCCCACCUGAUCCAGGUAGGGGGGCUGGGAGGCCUGAAGCACAACACUGUGCUGGUCAGCUGGCCACGCACCUGGAAACAGGCCGAGGACAACCUGCGCUUCAGGAACUUCAUCGAGGUGGUUAGGGAGACGACUGCAGCCAGCAUGGCUCUGCUGGUCCCUAAAAACAUCGCUGCCUACCCGUCGAACGGAGAACGCUUCACUGAAGGCCACAUUGACGUGUGGUGGAUCGUCCAUGAUGGAGGCAUGCUGAUGCUGCUGCCCUUCCUUCUCCGCCAGCACAAGGUUUGGAGGAAGUGUAAGAUGCGCAUCUUCACCGUGGCCCAAAUGGACGACAACAGCAUCCAGAUGAAGAAAGACCUGAUCACCUUCCUGUAUCACCUGCGUAUCGAUGCCGAGGUCGAGGUGGUGGAAAUGCAUGACCGUGACAUCUCAGCCUAUACAUAUGAGAAGACCCUGGUGAUGGAGCAGCGCUCCCAGAUCCUCAAACAGAUGCACCUCACCAAAAAUGAGAUGGAGAGAGAGAUCCAGAGCAUCACUGAUUCAUCCCGUGGUUCUAUCCGUCGUAAGAACCCGUCUAACUUGCAGUCUCAGCAGAGCAGUGAGGAGCCGGCAGGAGUCAGCGUGGAGGAGACACCAGAGGAGGAGUCUGUGGCUGUCUCCCGCCCUAAACAGGUGCAGUUGAUCCACAAUAAGAACCCCACGUCCCCCACCACGCCCGCAGGGAGCGCUGCCACUCCAGGGUCGGAGGUGCAGAUGACCUGGACAGACAAGGCUGAGACCCAGGCUGCAGCAGGCCACCCAGAGCAGGGCGGGGUCAAAGACAUCUUCAACAUGAAGCCGGAGUGGGAGAGCCUGAACCAGUCCAACGUGAGGCGCAUGCACACAGCACUGAGGCUCAAUGAGGUCAUCAUGAAGAAGUCCAAGGAGGCCAAGCUGGUGCUGCUCAACAUGCCUGGACCACCCAAGAACCGCAUGGGAGAGGAAAACUAUAUGGAGUUUCUGGAAGUCCUCACCGAGGGUCUCAACCGGGUCCUCCUAGUACGUGGUGGUGGACGCGAGGUCAUCACCAUCUACUCCUGAGAGACCUCAAAUCAAAUCCACACACCUUCACCUUGCAGCUUAAUGGUUUAUUGCCCCUGCUUCCACUCUCCCUGCACCUUUACUUCAGUCACAUCCCUCACAUCCCACCAACACCCCCCCCCCCACACACGCACACACACACACACACACACACACACACACAUAAACCCAUCCCAUAACAUAUCAGCUCACUUUGCACUACGUAGUUAGUACCCCCCCCCAAAGGCACCAGCUGAAUUCUACUUUACUCUCAAUCACCUCUACCAGCAUCAUGUCUGCUCCUCUCAUCAUCUAGAAAGCUGUGGCAUCAAACCUGUUUAGGUUCUUCAAUGGCUAUCAGAUCACUAGAUGUCAAAUGGCACAUGAGUUUCUUCUCAUACAGAGGAGUGGACAUAUUCAAAAGACAAAUUAUUCCCCAAACUAGAGGUCAGAUGUUUUUGUUGUGUUUGUCCUUGUGUUUUAUUUGAUCUGUCUGUCAAUCUUGUUGCUUUUCUUAUUAUUUUUGUAGGGAUGUGGGUUACUUGCAAGAGAAUGAUGGAUAUAUUCUCAUUGCUGGUCUAUUUCAUGUUUUACUUUUUAUUUAUUUAUGCAUACAUUUAUUUUGAGAAUACAGUUAAUAUGUGUUUUGUUGUGCAUUUGGUUGUUUUAUGUUAUGUACGAUAUGAUGUGUUGAAGUCAUUGAGGGAAGAGGGUGGGUCGAGAAUUCAUCAGUCAUCAGCAACAUGUCUUCCUAUGGAUUGUCACCUUGAGGACACCUGAGCAGCAGUGAAGUAUAUUACAGUCGGAAGGAAGGAGAGAGGAACAGAGUUCAUACCAGUCAAUUCACAGGCGGUAUUUGAAAUGUACUUAAUGAAUUGAAUACAUUUAAUUUGUCAUUGAACUGACUCAAUUAUGAUGGAGUUGGUGUUGAUCACAACCCUGGCUUUUUAUACUUUGAUACUGUGAAGAAACAGUACAAUGAAAUAUUUGAAGUUGCUAAGAGACACAUCAUGACCUCAACCUUUGACACCCCCCCCAAAAAGCUGAUUACUGUAAAUAGUGUCCUUUGUCCAAUCAUUUAAUACAUAUUACUACUAGCUAUACCUUGCGAGUGCUGACAAGACUUUUAGGUGACAUAAACUAUUGUUAUAACAGUGAAGAAACCGUGAACAAUGUAUUGAUAUAAAGUAGAUAAUAAUUGCAAGAAACUACUGUGUUAUAAUCUAAAACAAAAUUAUAUUUGUUUAAUACUAUCAUACCAAAUGGCAAACAUUUCAAUAUUUUACCAUGUAGUAGUUUACAUAAGAAAAUGUGAAUUGCUAAUUUAGAGACACUCAGAAAACUAUGUUUGUGAUACAUUGAUAUAUUUUUAGUAAAUACAUAUGUUUUUCUUCAUCAUGAUUUGGUUUACACUAAUUCCAGUCUAGAAAUGUGAAUUCUAUAAUUCUUGCCAAAUACAAACAUACAAAUUGUGCCAUAUGAAAAUAACUUUUUGAUACAAACCUCUUUGUAGUACCAAGGCAAAACUGUGUAUUGAAUUGACUAUGUUUAAGGUGGAAUUUAGCAGUGAAAUUACAACUGGUUUGAAUGAAUAGUUUUGAACCCAGCAUUACUGCGAAUCUUCACGACUUUGUACUAGAAUGGGAAGAAACAUAAUUUAUUUUCAAUGUGGCACAGCUAUUUAUUUGCUAAAUAUAAUAUUACUGUCAAUUCCUAAGUUCUGCACAUUUACAAGGUCAUGUCUAAAGCAUCAAUCCUGAACUAAUACAUGAAUCAUAUUAAUUAUUUUUGUAAACAAAUAUUAUAUGGAAAUAGAUACAUAUGUGUACAUACAGGUCGACCUCAUAUUUGCAAGUAUUUCACAUAUUAGUUUCUGUGCAGUGGAGGGCACUGUUUACCAUGUGGUAGAAACAUAUGAUAUAUUAUAUAAAGUCUAUCUAUAUAAAUAACUCAAUUAUUUUUUGUAUUAUAUUGUUUUCAAAAGAAAAUGAUUGAAUUUUAUUUAUUGAAUAGUUUACGUAGAAACUGGAUAUUUUGUGUGUGAUGUGCACUGAAAUGUAUGUGAAGGAUAUCGUUUAUCUAACAUAUGACAUAUUAUAGAGGUUGUAAAAUUUCAAAAGCUGCUAUACUGAUCCAUGUGUAAAUAUUGAACCAAAAACAUAUGGGGGAGUAGGAAGGGCAUACAGGGUUGGGGUGACUUGAAUAGCAAGGCAGGGUUGUUUGACACUAGUCAGUGGUUUUCAACACUGUCCUUGAGGUUCAACAGUCAGCUACAUUUUGCUCCAACAAAUCACAUAGUCAAUGGAGUUGUUAACUGACUAUUGAUGUUGACAUGAUGCUGUUUUUGUGAGAGAAAAUAUAUAUUCAAAAGAAUUCACAGCUGACAUUAGUCAAACAACAUCUCCACUGAGCAUUAUUUAGUUGGAGCAAAUGCAGCCAACUUGAGGACCAACAUUGACAAAUAUUGCUCAAUAUUAAGUUUAGAUUGAAGACCUGAAACAAUAAUUUGAACUAGAUAUCUAAGGGCAGUUCUGAGGGCAGAUAAAGAAAAUAUAAUGAGUUUAUUUGAGAUAUAAAAUAUUUAGGUGUUUCCCAAAUAGAUUUUAAAAUAUGCUGAAAUCGGUGAGGGGACUGACCUUUUUAGGUGUUUGACUGGUCCCUUAGAUCCCAGUAAGACACACCAGCAAGUUUUGUUGACAGCUCUUAGCUGGGGAAGAGGUGAUUAGGUCUGGGGUCUUUCUAGAAGUUAGUGGAAAAUAGUUAUCCUCACUCAGCACACUUACUGUCUCACAAAUACUACCUACAAUCAAAAUAAUAUAAUCUUGGAAAUAUUUAGCUAUACAGUAUAUAUAUAACUAUUUAAAUAAAAUCUAAAAUACUAUAAUGUAUAUACAGUAACUCAAAAUAUUAAUAUGAUAUGACUUGUCUGAAAGAUGACGGUUGAAAAUAAUGUAUUAUAUCCCUGUUUGCAUGGUGUUUGUAACAGUAGUUUCAUAUGGUCUUCUUACUUUUUAUUCUCGCUGAACUCUUAUUUGGAUUGAGUAAUGCAUAAAGUAAAUUGUCCAAAGUGUAUCUUUUAAGCUCAAAAUAGGUAAUUGUUUAGUCUUGGAAAACCCAGACACAGCAGGAACAUUGUUUACAUUGGGGGAGGCAACCCGCCUGCCUACGGAGACUAGUAAUGUAUUCAAUAUGUUUGGCCUCAGUCAUCAAUUAACUACUGAAAACAUUAAAAGAUAUGGCGAUUUGGAAUAUGAAUUUUUGUGUCAACUGGGGAUCUAUGCAUUUCAAACCUACUGUAAACCUAAAACAUAAGACAUUUCUUGGACAUAUAUUUUGUCCGAAUAUGAGCAAAGUUCAGCUGUGUCCAUCCAGAAAAUCUACAGUUUGACAUGGUUGAAAGAUGUUAUCCGGGCUUGGGAGUACACUGCUGAGCCUAUUGUUGUUGCAUGAAGCUGAAGUUUCAAAUGCUGCAAUCUUCCGAAUCAAGUAGAUCCAUAGCUUUUUUGUGUGUGGAGUUAUUGGGUACAUGAGAUGACGAGUGUUGGAGCCAUAGAACUAUAGAACUAGAAUAUCUAUGUUUGGAAAAUGGCUGUGUGUUGGCACAUGGAUGUCCGUUGUGCAGAUCAUCUGUAUGUUUGGCUACAUAUGGUUCUUAGAUAUGUGGUUUCUAUAGACACAUAAAAUCCUCCCUUAUAACCAACCAACCUACUGAUUCACCAGCAGUGUGACUGUGGUAGUUAUUAAUAUUAUCAAAGACAACAAAACCAGGGCUUCCACCUUUGGCAGAGGCCAGAGAGACCUUUACAGUAUGGUAUUAUAUUCACAUGUUUGAUGACUCCAUCUCUAGAAGGGAGAGGGAUGUCAGUGACAGAAUUGUUGCAGUAAAGCUACCAUCCUUCAGGUGUUUCCCAAGUAUCCUGUCCCAAAUAUCAGGGCUGUCAGAGUUAACUUGAGUUAACUCUUUGUAAUUUUAGUGUACUAAUUAAUUGCAUUGUCUGGAAAUGUUCAAAAUACCUAAUAUAUAUAAAUAUACCUAAUAUAUAUACCUAAUGUACCUAAUUUUGCUUACCGUUAGUUUGGACAAAAUCAAGGUGUCAAUAUUAUUGUAAUGCUUUUUCUAUAAAAAAAUCUUAAAUUACUGCUCAAUUUGAGUUAAUUCUGAAUUUGCGAUUAAUCACAGCAAAUCCUGCAAUUUAAUUCGAUUAAAUGUUCUUAAUUGUUUGACAGCCCUAGAAAUAUACACUGAGUGUACAAAACAUUAGAAACACCUUCGUAUUAUUGCGUUGCACCCCCUUUUGCCCUCAGAAAAGCCUAAAUUUUUCGAAGCAUGGACUCUACAAGGUGUUGAAGCAUUCCACAGGGAUGCUGAACCAAGUUGAGUCCAAUGCUUCCCACAGUUGUGUCAAGUUGGUUGGAUGUCCUUGGGUGGUGAACCAUUCUUGAUACACAUAGAAAACUGUUGAGCGUGAAAAACCCAGCAGCGUUGCAGUUCUUGACACACUGAAACCUGUGCCCCUGGCACCUAGUACCAUACCCUGUUCAAAAUCACUUAAAUAUGUUGUCUUGCCCAUUCACCCUCUGAAUGGCACACAUACACAAUCCAUGUCUCAAUUGUCUCAAGGCUUAAAAAAUCUUUCUUUAACCUGUCUCCUCCCCUUCAUCUACACUGAUUGAAGUGGAUUUAACAAGUGACAUCAAUAAGGUAUCAUAGCUUUCACCUGGACAGUCUGUCAUGGAAAGAGCAAUGUUUUGUACACUCAGUGUACAUUAGAAACCUUCUCUUGAGUAAAAAAAGAUGUCAGAUAAUCUAAAUCUUUUAACAAACAGGGUGUGAAAAGGGCUCUCAAAUCCAUGUAUCCUUACCCUGUUACAUUAGACCUUUACUUGCGCAGACUACAUUGAAGUUAUGAAAGUGUGCAUCAGGAAUGCACUUCUGUUUACAACCCUGUAAAAGAACCUGAAUAAACUCGGCCAAUUUGUUUAGACCAUUUAUUCAUUUAUAAUCCAACAUGUUAUAUUGCUGAGAGGCUAUUUGUGUCAGUCCAAAGCAGGGACAGGCUUUUCACUGUGAUAGUUCUAGUGCAUAUGUGCACAAUUGUGAAUAUUGUGAUUGGUUUAAUGCAUGCACGUAAUGUAUACUGCAGUGUGUUUCUGCAAUUUAAUAUUCAGCAUUUAAUUUAUUUUUAUUUAUUUAUUUUACAAUUUAAGUAAAGAAUUUGUGGCCACAAAAAGUAAAUCACAGUGGUAAUAUAACUGCAAUGGUCUUACUGUGCACAUUUGCUCAAUAAUUGUUGAUACAUGUUGAUUUAGAUUGAAAAUGAAUCAUUAUGAAAUUAUUUAACUGCAACACUGAGUUUGCCCCCAAUACAAUUAUGUCAGCGGCUUUCAGUGUAAUCAAAAGUCACAGGGGAAAUACAACUUUAAUCAAUCAUAACCCUUGUGAAGGGCUAUUCAGUCCAAGGAAAUCUAGACCCAUAAUUCUAUUCGUAGAACCUUCCUCUACAUCUGUGUCUCAAAUGACACCCUUUAUUUGCAAUGUUGGGCACUUUUGGACUUGGUCAAAAUCUGUGCACUAUAUGGUGAAUUUGAAAGAAAAAAACUGCCAUUUUAUGUACAAGCUCCAACUGCUGUAUUGCACUUCCACCCAUAUUCUUCUAAAAUACCAAUUAUUUUUCAUACAGACCUAUUCUUGAUUAAGCAAGGAACUGUUUUGCUGUUUUAACUGAGGACUGCAUAGUGUGAGGGGGAUUUUGUAGCUUUUACUGAGAAUGGACUACUGUGUGUUCUCUAUUCUGGUUUCCUAAGACUUUAGAACCUAGUAUAUGCAUGUAGAUGUGCCGUUUUCAUGACAGUAAAGUAAACCUCAACACAUUGUAUUAAUGUUGAAUAAGCCACCUUUUUUUUAGAAGGUUGAAUUUUUGUGCAACCCUCAUGAUUCCUUCAUCAUCUCGAGAAGUGUGAGCACUUAACGCAAGCAGGAGAAAAAAACAAAAGCUAGUGUUUCUAAAUCUUCACGUAUGAUACUGUAUUUAUACUUGGUCCAUAAGAGCAUUGUAAUGCAUUUUUAAAUGUAGACCUUUAUGUAGAUCUAUGAAUAGCUAUCUUGAUUAGUAAUUGUUUUGUGUUCACAAAUUUAUGUUCCCUCUCCGAGGAACAAGAGUGAUGAUGUAGAAAAAAAUGUAGUGGCGUGUUCAGAUAUGUCUGUGUGUGCAGUGUGUGUGGGUGUAUGUGUAUGCAUGUGUUUGUUUGAGAGAGGACAUUGUAUUUAACGAAAAGACGAAGAAUAAAGAUGGGACAUCUGUAAAUAAAACAGUAAUUAUCAAAGUAGAGCUUAGAUGUUUAAUUUGUGUGUCAAUGCAAGUUUAAUAUUUUACAGAUAUAGAACUAUGUAUUCUCUAUUGUGUUCAAUAAUGAUAUAUAAACAGUUGUUUUACUGUGUUGUUUUACCAUGUCAAAGGCGUAUACAUCAAUGGCUAAUGGUUUCCUCAAACCAUUUUAUAGUUUUGUCUGCACAAAAUGCAAUAAACUGAAGUCAUUUUAUUAAAA
This is a messenger RNA of Salmo salar (Atlantic salmon), 10407 nucleotides long. RefSeq names its product solute carrier family 12 member 5. The record is from RefSeq and is a predicted model, not a curated record. Gene Ontology annotation, molecular function: ammonium channel activity; potassium:chloride symporter activity. NCBI's taxonomy places the organism in Eukaryota, Metazoa, Chordata, Actinopteri, Salmoniformes, Salmonidae. Gene Ontology annotation, biological process: ammonium transmembrane transport; cell volume homeostasis; chemical synaptic transmission. Gene Ontology annotation, cellular component: plasma membrane.